GCUCUCGUCAAUACGAAUCAGCACGAUAGCAUCAGGAGCGAUCACAUGACAUGUCUUUCACAUUGGGGGGUCACUCCGUUAUCGUAUGCAAAAUUUUGAAGUCCAGACACCGGCAUCGGAAUGUUUGAGGCGACACGACUAGUACAAUCUCAGGAGAAACUGAAUAAGUGUUAUGUGAACCCUAUAUCAAGUACUAGACUUCGCAUAAUCUGGCAUCUGCACGUCUGCUUCAGCCCUCCCUUUGCAUUAAGGGCUCACCCAUUGCAGUAAAGCUACAACUUCGACUUCGUGCAGUAUCAUGAUGGUGGCGGCUCUAUGCAGGUGGGUCGUCGGGGUUGCCCUGGAGGUCGGAGGCUCGGUUCUUGCAGUAAUUGCGCUCACUCUGCAAAAAUACGCAGUUUCACACUGGGGCGCGCCUCGAAUGAGGUUCAUGUGGGGAUGCGGUCUUGCACUCUACUGUAGUGCAAUGCUAUCUUAAGGUUAGUUUCUCAUAAUUUGUUGUCGCGUGGGGCAUCCCAAAUAAGUCAUCACUUGGAAGAGGACGCUGAACCUGAAUUUCAAGAUGAAUUCGAGAACUGCGAAAUGUCGUUCUCUCAGGUCAGGAGGAUGAGAAACUAAAUAGCUCGCACUCUAAGUAUAUAGUCCAAUCACAUUGACACUGAUCCCGCAAUCGGUACAGUCAUCGCUAAGGCCGGUCACGCUGGUCGCGAAUUCGGUAUACUCAGAGCUGCUGUAAAGUAAAUAAAUCAUGACACGACCAAUUACCCAUGAACCCACGAUAGUCAUAGCCAAAAAGAAAAUCAAAUUAUAAAUACGUGAAAACAUAGCUUUUAAAUGAACAACAAAUAGUUGUAUGUGCUGUGAUUGUAAGUGGCACCAAAAAGAUGUGUAAUAUCGAUGAGAAUACUAAAUAUAUGAUUGCUAAUUAUGAUUUCCGGACCCCAAAUCAAAUUUCAGAUAUUGAGCCCAUGCUUUUUGGGAGAAGAGUUUACGCGAUUUCACCUCUUGUCGAUCAUGUUGAUUUUUUUCGGAUCGAUAUGCAUUCUCGGAUUUGGACUCCAACCGCAAGAUAUACCUGCGCACACGGAGAAAUUGACGAUAUCACAUGUCCUGGAGAUGAUCGCAAGAGCCCCUGUAGUGGUCUAUCUCUAUGGCUAUGUAGCUUUUAUUUUUCAUGGUCCUGUGCUGGUCACGGUCAGUGUUACUUUUAUCUAUGUAGAUAUAAAUCUGUCUGAGUGGACUAUUUCAACUUGUAGUUGCAAUUUUCAUGCUCUUCCUCUACUUUCUCAAGGGAACCUAGCUGCUCAAAUGAUGGAUAAGAUUUUUGUGAUUCAAGGCCAAGAAAGCCACUUAGUUCACACCCUGGAAGAGAAAGUGUUGUCUUGCACACUAGAUCUAGAAGUAGAGAAGUCCUUUCUGCUAAUAAAUGAGUGUGUUUGUGGCGAUGUGCGUCUUCACAGGACAGGUACUGAUGCAGUGGAGACGCAGCGGCGAGGGUCACGAGGGACUCGCUAAGCGAGUAUCGCCAUUUCAGAUCAUGCUAUGCAGCACUUUGGGGUGCGGGAUUUCGGUGACCUGUGCGAAAUUAGUCGGCACGCUUGUUGACGAUAACUACGUUCAUUCGCUUGGAAAGAGCGAAUCGAUGCCACAUGCACUUAUGUUGUCGAGAGAUACUAUUCGUAACCAAGUUGAUUUUUUAGAAGUCACAUCAAUGAAUGCAAAUGUCCGUGCUUACUAGCUGAAAAAAAGUGGUCAAGAUCCUCGUCAACAAGGAGGCGAUACUCUGCACGGACAUACCGGACUAGAUUCUCUUCUAAGACUGCGACUGCCACAUCCAUCCAUCAGGGUAGCGAAUCUAGCAGCUUCUGGAUGUGGGCUUUCUUCUCUCCGACGGGCCGCGGAACUCUCUGCCUCCUAUUCUUUGGCUGCAUCUGCGUCGCAGCAAUCUCGAUUUUUUUCUAUGCCACUGUUCUUGACAAAACUUUUUCAUGAAAUAUUUUCUCCGGUUAUAUUAAAGUAUUGAAGAGAAAUUGGCAUUGGUGUCACUACUAUGCAGAAGACAUAAGAAAGCGUACUAUUUUUUGCGCUAAUCCACUUUUACAUCUUUAUGCGAAUCUAUUUUGUUAAUAAAUACAUAGUUGUAAUCAUUUUCACGCACAAUGAGUCAAUGACACCACAGCCACAGGCGAGGGCAAAAAUAAUUCAAAUAUUAUAUCGAGGUCACACAGAAAAGUGCAAUGGCUGAGCACUAAAAAUAACAACAACCACCUCUAGUAUCGGCACAGUCAUCUUUAACAUCAUCUUUAGCUGGUGUAAGGGUAUAUAUAAACUAAUACAACUCAUGUGUUUGCUUACACGCCAAACGUUCAUACCCGGCUGAACAUGUGCUUGCUGCUGGCGCCGAGUUUGAUGGUGGUGACGCUUGAGGUUGCCCUGUCCUUGGUCUUCGAGCUGAUGUGUGGCAACGUCUUUUUCGUUAUGAUCCUUGUUGUGACUUCUAGGAAAUGUACAUGAAUGAUACAAACCGAAACCAGCAUCGCCACGCUAUCCACUCGAACAACGUAGAUUGAUACGUCAACUUCAUCGUAUCAUUAAAGAUGCCGGUGCGACCGACUACUUCCACUCGUAGAAAGGACGCAGACUAUUUUUUUCUAAAGCGAUAAGAAGUAUUUGUAGAAAAGCGCCAUUUUCUAAUUUUGAAGAAUACAAGUACUACACGAUGCGAUCGGCAAUGAUGUCCCUUGUUGGCGUUUUCUUCUCGCUGUUAGGGGUUUAUUGCUUGCGACUGCAGAGAGCACGUGAAUCCGACGAAGGCUCCGCUUUGCUUGUGGAUAAAAAGGAAAAGGCAGGAUUAAUGGGGGUACUUUUAGAUGCCAUAGCCAUGGUUUAAAAAAAAUUGUGAUCCUGGAAAAUCUCAAAGAAAGUAUUUAGUGAGUCCGAGCUUACUCAUAUUUCAGGAAAAAUUGCGCAUAGCAAGCAGGACUACAGUCUGCGCAUGAAUUUCAUAUGCAUCAUCUAGAUCAUAUUUUUUAAUUUUAUCAGGUAAUUUUGACUUCGUCGAAUGGACGCUUUUGGGAUUUUUCAGUACACCAGAAUUCAAAGUCUUCAGAACCAGAGAAAGUGCAUGUGUCGUACGGCGGUGCCAUGUGAAGACAGGAAGCAAUACCUGGCAAACCGAUCGUGCUUCGCGCGAUGUUCACUCACAGGGAUCAUUUUAGAGGCGCCAUGUUGAGCAGCGUGUGACGCCUGCACGGGACCCUCGUCCAUUAUAUGAUCACAGCUGGAAAUGAUCUAGUACUUUAUUCCGAGUUUUUGUUUCCUUUAGUCUUAGUACAGGAUCACCGACGUCACCUUGCUGUGUGAAUGCUCAGGAUGCUUGGACAGAUGUACAUUCCGCAUGGUCGACGACUCAUUUUCGCCUCCCUGAUGAACAUGAAUAUUCCGAAUGUAACCCACUGGCAGUUGUCUGCAUUGUACCACGUCCAUGCAUACCUCCUUAGACAAGAACUGUAUCGGGGGGCUCCGCGAAAAGGAAAAUAUCCUUCAAGUCGUAAGUCUAUUGUGUAAAAAUCAUGAUUGGAGAACCACCAUAAUGCUACCACCUUAAUAGAGAAUGCGAUACUUCUUCGACUUCCACGGCGCUAUUCUCAUCCAUAUAUAUAAGGUCUUACUCAUGGUGUGAAGAAGUAUUUGAUUUUCGGUUCAUCUUCAUCUUCAACCCAAUCAUCAUGGCCGUCGUGGUGAUCCCGGAGUCGGAAAUCUUUGACUCAUUCUCUCCGCCCUAGAUGGAUAUUUAUAGAUUUUGUCAUAGACAGGCAGGUCCCUGAAAUUCCUAGAAUCAUGUUUCUUGUAUUUUCUCACCUACUUGCUUCAUCUGAGAGAUCGCUCAGCAUGUGACCGUUGACCAGGGUCUUCUACGUAGAUUGACGUAGAGUGACUUUCUAGAAGAUUUACCACGAUUGCGAAAUACAAUCCAUAAAUAAAAGAGUCUACGUCCAUUUGCAGCGUGACUGCGAGCCACGUAUAUUUGGG
Molecule: messenger RNA, 4032 nt
Organism: Amoebophrya sp. A25
Lineage: Eukaryota; Dinophyceae; Syndiniales; Amoebophryaceae
Source: the annotation of a GenBank genome assembly